Polypterus senegalus (gray bichir) is the source of this 4452-nucleotide messenger RNA. RefSeq names its product probable G-protein coupled receptor 83. Gene Ontology annotation, biological process: neuropeptide signaling pathway. Gene Ontology annotation, cellular component: membrane. The coding region runs from base 1146 to 2414 and encodes 422 amino acids. The transcript has 4 exons. Gene Ontology annotation, molecular function: neuropeptide Y receptor activity. The record is from RefSeq and is a predicted model, not a curated record. NCBI's taxonomy places the organism in Eukaryota, Metazoa, Chordata, Cladistia, Polypteriformes, Polypteridae.
AGUUCAGAGUUGCAGCACUGGGCACAUGGCUAAAAUACUCCAUCACAGGGCACACUCACCCACACAUCUCACCUCACCAGGUUCAGAGUCGCAUGAAAGUCUUCGGGAUGAGCGAAGGAAAACCCGUUAGACAUAGGGAGAACAUGCAACCUGCACACUUGGAGAAAUCCGAUCUAAAUAUUAUACUGCGCGCUUAGUAUUUUGCUAGGAAUUUGUUCUGACUCGUUAGCACAUCAUGUUAUCCCUCCGCGUUUACAGUACCGAACACACGCGGUUCCUUGAAGUAGGCUGGACCUGACAGACACUAAACAGCAGCAUAAAAAGGCUUCGCAGUCCUAAUUUUGCGAGACAUUCCCAUGUCGGUUGUUUAUUCCACUUUAUAUUUCACUGUCACUUCCCACUCCACUCGGUGCUUUUCUUCACACGCCAGAUGUUCGUUGUGAGCUGAGAGCGCCACGUGCGCCUCCCGUGUGAAGCCGUCCUUGUGAGAAGGGCCCAACGCCCACCUUUCUAGAGUCUGAGGGUGCGGUCGGAUCGCAAGUCGUGUCUGUAAAUCGCCCUGCUGCGCUCACAAGAAAAUGUGCCAGACACCUUCAGACAGUGACGUGGUGAUGGGUGAAAGAGGGGACUUGCUUCGUUCCUUCAUUUCAGGCAGCCCCUAAAAUCCAAACUGAAUAUUGUUGCUGCCGGAGAAUUAUAAAAGUUGGUUUAUGGUUGACGUCAGAAUCAAUGGACUGCCAGGAGACCAAUCGCAGCUUGGAAAGCAGCUCCGAUUGAAAAUCGCAGUCGAGAGGCGCUGGAGCGCAUUUGUCAAAGAUCUGCAACAGGUGAAGAACGCUCUAGGUGGCGAUUUAAAGGGUUAUGCGCCGGGGUGUCCCAGUGAAGAAGGUGGGCGAUCUCGGAAAUCCAUAGAAGGGGCAGGUAGACCCUCUUAGAUGGCUUAUUAGCAGCACUGAGAUUUCAAAGAAAGGCAAGGUUGCCGACGGAUUCUUUCUAUUCCAUGAGACGCACUUCUCGGGCUGUCCCAGUAGAGAAAUCUCAGUUGUCGAGAACAGCAACAGCCGGAUGAUUUCAAGUUCGCUUCUUCUGCGUUUUUAAUUUCUGUUUACUGGCUUCAAAUAUCUAAAAGAAAAACUUUAGUUGAAAUGUUGACUAAAUACGCCUGGCUUCCUCUUACCUAUUUGGCGGAUAGUUUCAUCACGUCAGAGGGGCUUUUCAACCGCUCAGUUUUGGAAGUUGUAGGUGCCAACAGUUCGAGCAUAUUUAGACUGGACAACAACACGAUGGCCGAAUGGCAGUCCCUGGUGGGAAAGAAGAAAUACGGAAUCGAAUCACAAAAUCCGACUGUCAAGGCUCUACUCAUUGUCGCCUACUCCUUCAUCAUCGUUAUUUCUCUCUUUGGGAAUACGCUCGUGUGCCAUGUGGUCAUGAAGAACAAGCGGAUGCACUCGGCCACGAGCUUAUUCAUCGUGAACCUGGCCAUCGCGGACAUCCUCAUCACCUUGCUCAACACGCCUUUCACUCUGGUUCGCUUUGUGAACAGCACUUGGGUUUUCGGGAGGGCGAUGUGCCACGUGAGCAGGUUCGUCCAGUACUGUUCCCUGCACGUCUCAACGCUGACCCUGACUGCCAUCGCGCUGGACAGACACCAGGUCAUCCUGCACCCGCUGAAACCCCGGAUGUCCUUGGCUAGAGGGCUCAUCUACAUUGCUGUCAUCUGGAUCAUGGCAAGCUGCUUUUCCCUUCCUCAUGCCAUCUACCAGAAGCUUUUCACGUUUGCUUACAGUAAGGACAAGAUCAGAAGCCUGUGUGUCCCCGACUUUCCUGAGCCUUCCGACCUCUACUGGAAGUAUAUCGAUUUGGCCACCUUUAUCCUGCUCUACAUGUUGCCUCUACUCAUCAUUUCGGUCACUUAUGCCCUGGUAGCUAAGAGGCUCUGGCGUCGCAAUGCAAUUGGAGAUGUCACCACGGAGCAGUACUUUGCCCACCGAAGGAAGAAGAAGAAGACAAUCAAAAUGCUAGUUGUAGUCGUGGUGGUGUUUGCUGUCUGCUGGUUCCCUCUAAACUGCUAUGUCCUACUCCUGUCCAGCCAGGCUAUUCGCAGCAGCAAUGCCCUCUAUUUCUCUUUUCACUGGACAGCCAUGAGUAGCACCUGCUACAAUCCCUUCAUCUACUGCUGGCUCAACGAGAACUUCCGCUCUGAACUCAAGUAUCUCCUGAACAUCUGCAAGAGGUCUAGCAGUAUUCAGGAUCGCAUGCUGCCCACAACAGCAUCACACCAUCGAGUUGCCUGGCCCGAGAGUCAUGCUAGCUAUAGCAGGGUAAAGGAGUCCCAGAGUCUGCGCUCCACCACCAAUAUCCAUUCUGGCAAAACCGAUAUUUCGUCCGUUGAGCCUAUUGUGGCAGUCAGUUAGUCAACAAGAAAUAGCCAUGAAAUCUACUUGUAUACAUGGCCUAGAGGUCGGACUCUAGCAUGAUUUUUAACCCAUUUCUUUAGACUGUGAAUUGGCACCUUAUGUGCCCAGUGACAUUUGGCUGGAUGGCUAGGCAUUCUCUUAUCUAUCAGAAACAUGGACCUUCCUAUGGAGGCAAUCCAGUAGAAAUGCCUCUUUUAAUGCACAGUGGUACCCUUCAUUAGGGUGAGACUAAAUGUUACUUCUCGCUGCUAUGUUUCCCAUAAUGUGAGAGAUGCCAGUAUGAGGCUAGCUUCUGUUUGUGUCAUUUGGUGCACAUCUUAGCACAAGCACCUAUUGUGUGCCUUCACUGUUCAAAUAUCCAUUUCCAGGAAGUGUACUCAUAAUAAAUGGCAACUUUGUGGUUCAUUCCACUGUGCUAAGUUCCUUUGUGUUGCUCCUAACCCCACUGUCACUAAAAUCUGCUAUGUGCAAAAGUGCGUAGCUUAAUGAAGGGCGCACUGGGAACAGCCUUUCAAAUAGCAAGCUUGCAAAUACUACCUGUUUGAAAAUUUAGGGGCACUGUCAAGAUUUUGUAAAAGACAAGAGAGGUGUGAAAAGGUUUGGGGGAUCCACCUCACAUACUUGAAAUAAGAAUAAACAGCUUGUCAAAAAUAAAGAGUAGUCAAUCGAGACCGUGUCCAAUAUGGGACUGACUGAGAAAUGAAGCAUUGAGGGUUUUAUGGGUAGGAAGGAGGAAGAGGUGUGUCUUCUGAGCUUGCCAGAAGUGAGGUCAGAGGGGGGUUGAGAAUUUGUCCGGAAGUGGAAUCUGUGGAGGAAAAGGAUGCGUAGUUAUGGUGGCUUCUCUUCUGGGGAUCUGGGGAAGGAGAAAGAGAAGUGCGCCCAGUCGAGCCUUGUCUCUGCAUACAACGUUCAGUUAAGCCCACUGACUGCCCCCCAUGUGUGCGUGUGUGUGUGUGACAGUGUGUGACAGUGUAUAACGCUAAAAUGACAGGGGUGUAGCUACACUGUAAGAGUAAUGUUUUGGGCAAAAUGGUAGGGGAGACUACCUCUACCUCUAAGCGGCAAUAUCAGACAAAGCUGCAAGUGAAACCCUAGCACAGGUCAGUAAAGGAGGCCAGGGAGUGUCCAUUGCUGUCCUCUUAAGGUGGUAUGGUGAACUGAAAUGUAUUCUGUAAGGUAGAGCUCCUCUUGUAACUCUGUCUGGCACUCGCCUCCAUUACAGUUCAACCAAGCCCAGAUUCUUUACUUUUCCUGUGUUUGCCAUCCAAUGGACCACCCUUUUCCUGUAGAGGGGCGCAGACUGCCAGGCUGGUGAAGUUGGGAUGGUGUAAAUUUACGGCAUUUAUGUCAGUCUGAACAACACUGGUGGUUCAUAAUCUCAGUCAAUUAUAUUGGUAGGACUUGAGGGCAGUGAACCACAAUGGGAAUAAAAGAAACUUUUAUAAUGUCAUGACGGUCUGGACUACACUAGGUGGUGGUGUCUUUGUUAUAUGCUUAUAGGUGAAAUUCUUACUUGCAUGUGCUAAUCAACUUGCAACAUGUGACCACCCUCCAUGAUCAUAAUUAGUAAGUAAAAUAAGCUUACCUCAAAGCUUCUGUCUACCUUACCUGCAACAACUAGUAUGGAUUAGAAUGUAUAAUGGAACUGCGAUGACAGGUCUGGACCACAAUAGGCAGCUGAAGGCCUGACAGGUCUAAAUAACACUAAAGGGUGGCGUACAGGGGUGCAUGUAAUGUACUUUAGAAUCUUAUGACUUGACAUUCCUUGUCAACCCCAGGUAGAGGGGAGUGGGUGGUCUAAUAAUUAGUGAUCAGGUGACUUGACAGGUACGGGCCUCACUUGGUGGUGUAGGAUGUGCUGUAUUUGUUGUAAUGUGUAAUGUAACUCAUACAUGGAUGUCGACAAGUUUUAUGUACACUGGGUGAAAUGGAGAACAAGUGUUUAAUAUACUAAUUAAUGUAAUUUAUAACAGAAUAAAUUAAAUGGUCUAGAUUAUAGGAGGUGAGGGUGUUUGUUGUAGUAAUUAAUGUAAUU